GGUAGUUGAGUGUUGAGUGUUGCAGUUGAUUUGACGGCUGUGCUGGCAGAAAAGGCGUAGCUGGUAAACACAACGUAAAGACUCCGUCAGUUUUCACCGCUGGUCCGGUUCGGUUUGGGUUUUGACGGGCUCUCCCGGUUCGUCGGUACCGUCCGUGUUUGUUGCAGGGGCUGUCAGCCUGCCUCUAUCCGAGCAGACGUUAGCAUUAGCAUUAGCGGGGUGACGAUGAUAGCGCUCAUCAACAAGCUUCUGGACUGGUUCAAGGCUCUGUUCUGGAAGGAGGAGAUGGAGCUGACCCUGGUCGGACUGCAGUACUCCGGGAAGACUACCUUCGUCAACGUGAUCGCGUCGGGCCAGUUCAGUGAAGACAUGAUUCCUACAGUCGGCUUCAACAUGAGGAAGAUCACCAAGGGCAACGUCACCAUCAAGUUGUGGGACAUCGGCGGUCAGCCUCGCUUCAGGAGCAUGUGGGAGCGUUACUGUCGAGGAGUCAGCGCCAUCGUAUACAUGGUGGACGCCGCAGACUCUGAGAAGAUAGAAGCUUCGAAGAAUGAACUCCACAAUCUGCUGGACAAACCUCAGCUUCAUGGAAUCCCUGUUCUGGUUCUGGGGAAUAAGCGAGACUUACCGGGAGCUUUGGAUGAGAAAGAGCUGAUAGAGCGGAUGAGCCUGUCGGCCAUCCAGGACAGAGAGAUCUGCUGCUACUCCAUUUCCUGCAAGGAGAAAGACAACAUUGGUACGGUACACACUUGCCACACUCCUCCCAUCAUGCAAUGCCGUGAAAGUGUUUGUUUGAGAAAGGGGCGUCUGGACUCUAGUGCUCUUCCUGCUGUGUUUGCUGGAGAUGAGCAGUGGUGCCAGCGGGCGUCCGGGCCUGAAGAGGACUAUGUUACCAUAUGA
Messenger RNA from Thalassophryne amazonica, 900 nucleotides. Its product is annotated as ADP-ribosylation factor-like protein 8A. Gene Ontology annotation, molecular function: GTPase activity; GTP binding. Gene Ontology annotation, biological process: protein transport; anterograde axonal transport. The record is from RefSeq and is a predicted model, not a curated record. Gene Ontology annotation, cellular component: lysosomal membrane. The transcript has 7 exons. NCBI's taxonomy places the organism in Eukaryota, Metazoa, Chordata, Actinopteri, Batrachoidiformes, Batrachoididae. The coding region runs from base 226 to 900 and encodes 224 amino acids.